CCAAGAAGUGGUAACAAAGUUGCUGAUAGAAUAGCGAAGGAGACUGUUACGUUUUCUACUGUCCUUAAGUUGAGUUGAAAAAAAAAACAAACCACGACCCGACCAAAAAUCCGAAACUGCGGAGGUUUGAGUUCUUUUUUUUUCAAAUCACAUUUGGUCGGUCUAUCUAAUUAAAUUGCAACGGAAAAAAACAAAUGAAAGUGUCGAAACAUGGUGUCACCGCCGUGUCAGCGAUAAUUAAUACACACUUAAAACUAAUUUUUAUUUAUCUUUAAUAACUUUCUUCUCCAAACUUUCAGUUCCGAUCUCUCCACAAAAAAGAUACGAACUUUAAUUUCAAAUGGGAAGCGGAAGAAGAAGAUACAUGGACGACGACCCUUUAGCCUCCUCCUCCUCUCCCAUCACCGUAUCCAACCCCCUCGACAGCUUUCUCGGCGAAUCGACCUCUCGCUCUGGAAGCUUCGAAAGUGAGAGCAUCAGCGAAGAAGCCGAUUUUGGACCCGAGAAACUCGCCGGGACCGUAGAGUUCUACGAGAGACAUGUCUUCUUGUGCUACAAAAAGCCCUCCUUUUGGCCGGCCAGGAUCGAGGCUUCGGAGUUCGAUCGGUUGCCGAGGCUUCUCUCUUCCGUCGUGUCUGCGAGGAAGUGUGAUAUGAAGAAAGAGACUCUACUCACAAUAUGUGAGGGCCAUGAUGGGACUGAGACAUCUAAUGGGGAUGUGUUGAUCUUUCCGGAUAUGAUCAGAUACAGAAGGUUGACUCAUUUUGAUGUGGACACAUUUGUGGAAGAGGUGCUUGUGAAGGAUGUUGUGUGGCUGCCUGGGAAUCCUGAACCUCUGAGUGGCUCAUAUGUCUUUGUAUGUUGUCAUGGAUCCAGAGACCGGCGUUGUGGGGUUUGUGGACCCUCUCUGGUUAGUAGAUUCAGAGAAGAAAUUGAAAUGUGUGGUCUUGAAGGUGAAGUUUCGGUCAGCCCUUGUUCCCACAUUGGUGGUCACAAAUACACUGGAGAUGUUAUCAUCUAUGGAUCAAACAUUAACCAGAGAGUCACAGGAAACUGGUAUGGGUUAGUGACUCUAGAAGAUGUACCUCAACUGCUGGAGCAACAUAUUUACAGAGGCCAAAUCCUAGACCGCCUUUGGAGGGGUGAAAUGGGUCUGUUAGAAGAAGAUCAGAAGAUAACUCAAGAACAAAGGUUCCAAGAACGAAAUGCUGAAAAGAUCAACAACGGGGAGGUGUCCCUCGUUGUCCAACAAAAUGGGAAUUCAUCUUGGUGUUUAGAGGAGAAGAAUCACACUGAGAAUAAUACCUCGGAAAAAGAAAUCUCUGUUAAAAGUGCAUCUUCUCGGGUAAGUAGCAGCAAGAAUGGAUCUUCCUGCGGAUUCAAGGUUUGUGCUGCGAUGUCAAUGUGGUUGGAGAAUUGGGAGAAAGAAGAUACAUAUGCUGCUUUAUCUGUUGUUUGUGCUGCUGCAUCUGUGGCUAUUGCCUAUAACUGCUACAAGCAAUUGAAAUGAAACCGUUUGUUAUAUAUUUUUGGAACGGUUAUUAUUAUUAUCUCAACCCAUUAGAAUGAUCCUCUUCGUCUGUAUAGAGUUGGUAGAGGAUGGCUUAUGUAAGAACUGUCUGUUGAUAAUAUAUUAGACAUCUCUGGUUUGGAUU
This is a messenger RNA of Brassica rapa (field mustard), 1655 nucleotides long. RefSeq names its product altered inheritance of mitochondria protein 32. The record is from RefSeq and is a predicted model, not a curated record. Lineage: Eukaryota; Viridiplantae; Streptophyta; Magnoliopsida; Brassicales; Brassicaceae.